UUUUCUGUAGGGCUAGGCAGUUAGUUAUCUAAGAUCAUUUCUGACACCAGACAGUGGCAAGCUCGCGCUUAUGUCAAGCAUCCUCUCCCGCAUACAACAGUCGCUGUGGACUGUGGCGCUCUGCAACAAACCACUCGAGCUUUUUUAGGCCUCGACGUCCGCUGCCACACCCCCCCCCCCCCCCCACUUCACCUGCUCGAAAAUGACCACUAUUCAAUUCCAGCCGCGUGGAACCCCUCUCUGAGUCCCUUCCCCCCUCGUCUAUACCUCUCUCAGCCCCAUUGACCACCGUUGCUGAGGGGCCGAUCCCCUAUUUGAUUAAGCCUGGCCCUGAAAGGUCAGCUAUCUUUAUCCGAACCUCCUUUGUCCUCCUUGCCGCUGCUCGACCUCAACCUCUUCUCACUCCUCUCGUUGCUUUGCUUUCCUCUCUCACCCGGUCUCCCCGUCCUGAAAGGCACAUUCCGCCAGCAGAACCUUGAGUCAGAAGCAUGUGUAUCCCCAGGUGACGGGACCCGAAGCAAUGAGCGCCGACCUCUUAGACCUCGACAGCUUCUACCAAAGCCCUCCGCCGCAACAACAGCAAACUGGGGGCCAGCCGCAGAAGAACCAGCAUCAACGCCCACAGCAGGUCACGGCAUCGUCGACGGAUCUCUUUGACUUUGCCUCCUUCGCCAGCAACAGAUCCGCCGCGGUGGCGGCGCCGGCCCAGCAGACCCAACCAUGGCCCAACUUUGAGACGCAACAACCAAGCGGUGCCAGCGGUACCAGCAACGCAGGAUGGGGAGACUUCGGCUCGUUUUCGUCCGGCUUCACAUCCUCGGCGGCCACGCAGCAGCAGAAGCAGCAGCAGCAAUCUAAACAGGCGCCACAGAUUACCGACGACGAUGAUGGAUGGGGCGACUUCGAGGUCGCCGAGCCGACGCCGACUCAGCGCUCAUUUGUCAUGCCUCCGCAGACGAACAAGGCGAGGUCAUCGCCGCCACCGCGGAACCGUAUCGCGCGCGCCUCCACCUUUGAUCUCAUGACAAACAACCUCGUCAACGUCGUGGACAUGCCUCACGGCUCGGGCUUGUCGCCGAUCCCGAGCCCGGGGCUCCCCUCGCCGAACCAGCAACCCGCCACUAGUCCGGGACUGUCAUGGCAAGUGCCGAACCGCCAUCCUAGCCCUGCGGUCGCAUGGCAAACGGCGACUUCCAAGUCACCGACCAGCCCAGGGUAUUCGUUCCAGACGACAUCUGUGCAGCCGCAAUCAGGCCCUGGAUUCUCCAGUCAGGUAUACGGGUCGCAAAAGAAGCCGAGCCUCCAGCCGGCUAAGCAGUCGGACCCGAACAUUCUCUUUGACGCGGAAGAGUUUGAGCUCCAGGGCGGAAACGACGAAGAAGAAGCAGAUGAUGAUGAUGAUGAGUUUGGCGAUUUUGAGACCGUACAGACCCCUUUUCCUGGCGCGAACAUAAGCCCGACGCUGGAUCCUAGACCGGCUCAACGGCAAAAGCCGCAGACAUCGCAACCUCCACUGUCCAUGGACCUGCUUUCUCUCGACGACGAUCCUCUUCCGGUUGUGCAGCCUCCGUCAAAAAAGCCACAACUUUCCUCGUUGAGCCUCACUGCCCCCGUCUCACCGUAUCCCCAGGCCCCCAAGUCGCCGUCCUUCCAUGAGCGCAAUCCCUUUCCGGGCCUGGGUCUCACCACGCCGACCUCUGCGGAUUUCAAAAAGGAAGAGAAGGACGGCAAGCCUAACUCUCCCACACCCAUCACGGCUUGGCCGUCUUUCGGGCAAACAUCACCCGCGAAGCCAACCACCGCCACGGUGAAAAAGUCGUCGACAGCCUUGAGCCUUCAAAAGGCACAGGAGGAGGAAGACUGGCCAGACUUUGAAGAAUUCCCUGACGAGGAGUCCUCGGCCAUUGACUCGUCCAGACCCCCGGAAAGCUGGGACUGGGACGCUGUCGACGGCGUCAAGCCGGCAGCAUCUUCCGCACUCGCCACCAGAAAGUCGGACCCGAAACCCGGGGAAAAGCCAGAACCGACACCCGAAGUCAGCGAUGACGCCCCACCGCCCAUCAACAUCCCCCCUCCUUCCGUGCUCCUCUCCAUCUUCCCGCAGCUCCUCGACCUGGCAAACUCGUCCCUCUUCAAGCCCACGGGCCAGAUGGCAGCGCCCCUCAAGAAGCGCAUCCUCUCAGACCCGGGAACAGUGACCUUCCUCCGCGCCUACCUCCUUCUCGCCACCGUCGCGGCGCGCAUCAUCACCGGCCGCAAGCUCCGCUGGCACCGUGACAAGUUCCUUGCCCAGGGCAUGGCCAUUUCGGCCGCUGGCGCCAAGGGCAUGAAGCUCGCGGGCGUCGACAAGGCGCAGGCGGCGCGCGAGGAGCGCGAGACCGCUGACGUCGUGGGCGUGUGGAGAGAGCACGUCGGUCGGCUGCGGUCGGCUGUCGCGGCUGCGAACUCGACGGUCAAGUCGCCGCGCGAUCAGCUCCGCGUGCCCGAGAUCAGCGAGACGAUGCCCGUGUCAACGGCCAAGGUCGUGCCGACGGCACCGAAGCCGUGCAUCAUAUGCGGCCUGAAGCGCGAAGAGCGGGUGAGCAAGGUCGAUUUCGAUGUCGAGGAUAGCUUCGGGGAGUGGUGGGUCGAGCAUUGGGGCCACAGGGCCUGCAAGAACUUUUGGGUCGAGCACGAGAAGCAGCUGCGGCAGAGGUGAAGGGAGACUCAUGCUUUAGUGGUGGAGUGGACGCUAUCUCAGCUGUACAUAUCGAACAUAUUAUACCUCGAUUGCUUACUUUAACAUCCGACGGGGCGGCAGUUUCCACAACAUCGAGACAUUUACGUCCUGCGACACAGUACCAAUGGCCUUAGAUUUGUCGUUUAACACUCACGUCUUCAUGUAAUCCCCACGUACGAGGCCGUGCUGGUGCUUGAUAACGCUGUCUCAAUGCUGUGCAUAUUUCCGCCCGAAGUCGUCUUGUCAGACAUCAGGGCACCCCCGGCCGCGCCAGGUGUCGCGUGCAAUGCGUCCACGGACGAAUGUGCCCGGCAACCCAUCACAUGACGGAGGCUUUCAGGGGCGCUUGCCCUGGACCAAUUGGCAAGCGGGCUCUCGGAAUCCUGCAACGAGUUUCUCUCUUUUCACCUGGGUCGGAAUAGGCGAAGGCUCGUCGAAUGAGACGAGACGGGACGGGUGCUAGUUAAGGAACUACUGCAACGGAGAUGCUAUGUGAGGAUCGCUGGGUCGACUGUUCUCUUGAUUACUUGAACUGGUUGUCCAUUUCCAACGUAGCUUUUUUUGGGGGGGGUGGGUGAACCUUAGCCACGACGGAUAGCCGGGCACUAGUGAGAUGGCGGCCGGGGAGGCUGGAAGAAGAGGAGCAUGUCGCAGCUCUCCUCACCAGAUUGUGUAAUCAGAUAUUACCCGCGUAAUCCGGAUAGUGAGAUGGUGCAACGUCGGGUCGUACGACACCGUAAUGCCCUCUUGAUUGAGGGCGGUUUACUCAACGAUAUCCGAAUGGCAAGCAUCU
Molecule: messenger RNA, 3512 nt
Organism: Colletotrichum destructivum
Lineage: Eukaryota; Fungi; Ascomycota; Sordariomycetes; Glomerellales; Glomerellaceae
Exons: 1
Coding region: 521-2698 (725 amino acids)
Source: RefSeq, a predicted model, not a curated record